Carassius carassius (crucian carp) is the source of this 2989-nucleotide messenger RNA. Its product is annotated as muscarinic acetylcholine receptor M2-like. Gene Ontology annotation, molecular function: G protein-coupled acetylcholine receptor activity. NCBI's taxonomy places the organism in Eukaryota, Metazoa, Chordata, Actinopteri, Cypriniformes, Cyprinidae. Gene Ontology annotation, biological process: adenylate cyclase-activating adrenergic receptor signaling pathway; regulation of heart contraction. The record is from RefSeq and is a predicted model, not a curated record. Gene Ontology annotation, cellular component: plasma membrane. The transcript has 2 exons. Bases 442 to 1920 code for a protein of 492 amino acids.
AUCGCACGACGUUCAGUCACCUGAACGUCACAUGCAUCUAAUCCAGUUAAAGCCCACGAGACGAACCAGUGUGCCCAUUCCCCGACUAUAAAAGCCCGAGGCUGAUGCACCACAUCACAUUUGCGCGUAAACACCGUAAACUGAGAGAUACUGAGGAAGCUCUGACGCCGUUAAACUGAAGUGUGUUGCUGAUGUGAGAGUGAUGCUGUAAAGAGACCUCCUGCGUCUCCUCCCCUCCCUCCUGCUCUCCUACUCCUCGUUUCCACUCCUCACUUCGCGUUCACCCACGAGAAGAGCUCCGACCGUCCAGCAUCAUGUCCUCAGACGUCCAGCUGCGUCACCACACGGACCCGGACAGCAGCGACCCCGCGGGCGCCAGGAGCGACUGAGAGCAGGUGUUAGAAGUCAUACAUCCUGGACAUAGUGAACAGUGUGGACGCCAUGGACACAAUAAACUUCACCUUCUGGAACACCUCUGAGGGCAACGAGACCCUGGAGACGGUGGACGAGAGCCCGUAUAAGACAGUGGAGGUGGUGUUCAUUGUACUGGUGGCCGGCUCACUGAGCUUGGUGACCGUUAUCGGGAACAUCUUGGUCAUGCUCUCCAUCAAGGUUAACAGGAGCCUGCAGACUGUCAACAACUACUUCCUGUUCAGCCUGGCCUGUGCUGACCUCAUCAUUGGCCUUUGCUCUAUGAACCUGUACACAGUCUACAUUGUGAUUGGAUACUGGCCGCUAGGCCCGGUUGUGUGCGACUUGUGGUUGGCGCUGGAUUACGUGGUCAGCAAUGCUUCAGUCAUGAACCUGCUCAUUAUUAGCUUCGAUCGAUACUUUUGCGUCACCAAGCCGCUCAGCUACCCAGUGAAGAGGACGACCAAAAUGGCAGGGAUGAUGAUUGCGGCGGCUUGGGUUUUGUCCUUCAUCCUCUGGGCUCCAGCUAUCCUGUUUUGGCAGUUUAUCGUUGGCGGUCGCACGGUGCCAGAGAAGGAGUGCUACAUUCAGUUCUUCUCCAACGCCGCGGUCACUUUCGGCACGGCCAUUGCUGCUUUCUACCUGCCAGUCAUUAUCAUGAUGGUGCUUUAUUGGCAGAUAUCCCGCGCCAGCAAGAGCCGCGUCAAGAAGGACAACCGCAAGCCAUCGGGAGGCAACCUCGAUGUAGCAUCAUCCAAUCAGAUCCGCGAAAACACAGCCAACAAACCCACCAACAACAACCUAACAGCUGAAGAAACAGACCGAGGACAGAGCCAGCUAACAGAUGACGCCGCCAACCAACAUGAUGCCAAACUCCAGAACGGCAAAGCACCAUCCACGGCAAGCGGAGAAGCGGAAGACGGAGGACGAGGAAACUGCGCUCUCACGGAGGAGAAAGAAACCUCCAAUGACUCCACCUCUGGCAGCGGCGCAGUAGCCAAUCAAAAGGAUGAAGCAGCACCAUCUAAACCCGUUGAUAACCAGGCUCCCGCGCGACACCGCGCCAAAGCUGGAGGCUCCAAACUGACAUGCAUCAAGAUCAUCACCAAAUCGCCAAAGGGUGACUGUUACGCACCUUCGAACGCGACGGUGGAGAUCGUCCCGGCCACCGAGAGGCAGAACCAAGUGGCGAGGAAGAUCGUGAAGAUGACCAAGCAGCCGCCCAAGAAGAAAAAAGCACCACCCUCUCGGGAAAAGAAGGUGACGCGCACCAUUAUGGCCAUCCUGGUGGCAUUCGUGGCUACUUGGACGCCAUACAACGUGAUGGUCCUCAUCAACACCUUCUGCUCCAGCUGCAUUCCCAGCACGGUGUGGACCAUCGGAUACUGGCUCUGCUACAUCAACAGCACGAUCAACCCCGCUUGCUACGCCCUCUGCAACAUCACCUUCAAAAAGACCUUCAAACACCUGCUGCUCUGCCAGUACAAGAACAUACGCUCGGCCCGAUGAGCAGUAAUGUGUAUGCAUGCGUUAUAUUUCACAUGUGUGUUCUGGUCACAAAGGUACACAUGUGGAUGUGUUUGUAUGUGUGGAAAGAUGCAGUAAAACAGCAAUUAUAAAAUGGAGAUUAGACCCAUAAGAAUCCUCCAUCCUUUAUAGUUUGGCCAAUUUGACUCGGUGAGCUAUAACACAUUUCACUUUGUUUUAAAUCACAUUGUAAAAAGGUGCGUCUGGGCAGAUAUGUGAUUGCAUUUGUUGUUUUUAUAUAUAUAUAUAUAUAUAUAUAGCACUUUACAUACGCAUAGACGUGAUGCAUGUCACAAAAGAAGGAAAAGAAGUGCUUAAAUAUUUGAUUUAUGAACUAAAAAGUUAAAAAACAAAACAAUACAAGCGAACAGAUGGUGAGAUUGGAGUCUGAACUAUUCAAUAAUACACAAAUAUGGGGACAACAGGGCUGACUGAAGAUCCAAACCAAACGUGUUAGAGCUUCAGUAUAAAAUCACACCUGUAUAUAUGUGUAUAUAAUCAUGUACUGUAUCCGUGUUGUGUGUGUGUGGUUGCAUGCUGGAUGACUGUGCACAUGCGAGUUUGUAGCUAAAGUCAACAUGAAGCCUGUUUACUUCUGUAACCAGAGUGAAAUUCAUAUCUUGAUUUUAUUUAGAUCGCAAAGAGAGUUUUAAUAAUGUGCACCAAAUGAAUCGUGCAAAAUAUUACCAGAAACAUGCAUUAAGGAAGCAAACGGCUCAUGUUGACUUUAAAGCUUCAAUAAAUGCAAGCAUCUACGAUGACAGUACGACAGAUUGCUGGCUGCAGGUUUGUGUGUGUGUGUGUGUGUGUGUGUGUGCUCUCCCUGAGCAAUAAGAGGGUUGAAGAGGCUCUCCGAUGUGCCCGUAUGUUAAAGUGGAUGAGCUAUGAGUGCUCGGGGUCUCCAGGGAUGCAAAUCUAAACCUUUUAAAGUGAACAGACGCGCAGGAUGAAGAGGCUCUCACAGACAUGCAGCCAUUAGCAUCCACCUCACCUCUGCUUUGCAUUUACACAAAACAGUUCACUCACGCUUGGGCAAAGAAAAAAAGGAAAA